UUUUUCCCCUCUGAUCUCUUCUCUCUCCCCAUUCCCACAUUCUUCUUCCCCCCCCCCCCCCCCCCCCCUCUUUCUCUUUCUAAGCCAAGGUAUCGCUUUCUUCUCUGGCUCCCUCACCGUCCAAUGCUCGCUGACGCCGUUACCUCGGGCAGUUGCCCGCUCCCUGCUCUCCUCGUCUGAGCCCCCCAACGGUCCCACCCACGCAGCCCUUCGGGCAGGCGACCGUGACCAGUUCUCCACUCCGCCGCCACCUCCGUCUCCAAGCGAGUUCUAAAGCUCCCUCGGCGAGGAAGCCCUGAGGGUUUCGGAUAUUCGGAGGAGAAAUCUCGCGCUCCCUGGCCGCUCUUCGAUCUCGGUACCACUCCACCUGCGGUUUUGAUGCAGAUUUGUGGGGAGAUUUUUGGCGGAGAAGAGUUUUUAGGGUCGAUCUCUGAAGAAGGAAUCUCUGCGGGAGAGAGGGGUUCGGGUUUCCUUGCUGGGAUCUUUGAUUUCGAGUUGGAAUGAGAUUUUGAGGGAUGGGGUUGUGUCCCGAGGAGGUUAAAUUGGAGGGAUGGGGCAGCGUUGGGAAAGGGAAGGACAAGGGGAGUAAGAAGAAGAAGAAGAAGAGCGAGGCAACUGGAUGUUGGAUUAAGUGCAGAUUGAUGUGGAGUUGCAUCUCGUCGAGAUCCAAAGUGGACACAUCCAUCAGCAGUGCCAGCACUCAUUGCGCAGAAAGUAAAUCCACGAAUGACGGUAGCAGGGACCAACCAACUGCACCAGUAGUCUCUGGCUCCACAACCACCAGUAAUGCUGAAAGCAAUUCAUCUACUUCUAAAGUAGGUGAAGAAUUAAAGGUUGCAUCUCAGUUGCGAAAGUUUACUUUCCAUGAGCUUAAGUCUGCCACAAGGAACUUUAGACCGGAGAGCCUUCUGGGAGAGGGAGGUUUUGGUUGUGUCUUCAAAGGAUGGAUUGAGGAGAAUGGAACUGCUCCUGUAAAACCUGGUACAGGGUUAACCGUUGCCGUCAAAACACUCAACCAUGACGGACUUCAAGGGCAUAAAGAAUGGCUGGCGGAAGUUAAUUAUCUUGGCGAGCUUCAACAUCCAAAUUUAGUAAAGUUGAUUGGUUACUGUAUUGAAGAUGAUCAAAGACUGCUGGUAUAUGAGUUUAUGCCGCGAGGAAGUCUUGAAAACCAUCUUUUCAGAAGGUCCCUGCCUCUCCCCUGGCCCAUACGAAUGAAGAUUGCUCUGGGUGCUGCGAGGGGCCUUGCUUUUCUUCAUGAGGAAGCAGAAAGACCAGUGAUAUAUCGUGACUUUAAAACAUCCAACAUUCUAUUAGAUGCGGACUAUAAUGCAAAGCUUUCAGACUUCGGGCUUGCUAAGGAUGCUCCGGAUGGUGAUAAAACUCAUGUGUCAACACGAGUGAUGGGAACAUAUGGAUAUGCAGCUCCAGAGUAUGUAAUGACAGGACAUCUGACAUCAAAGAGUGAUGUCUACAGUUUUGGGGUUGUGCUACUUGAAAUGAUGACAGGGCGAAGGUCCAUGGACAAAAACCGACCAAAUGGCGAGCACAACCUGGUGGAGUGGGCACGCCCCCAUCUAGGAGAAAGACGACGCUUCUUCAGACUUAUAGAUCCUCGCCUAGAUGGCAACUUCUCAAUCAAAGGUGCCCAGAAAGCUGCCCAGCUGGCACAUGCCUGCCUCAGUCGUGAUCCCAAGUCCAGGCCCUUAAUGAGCGAUGUAGUGGAAGUGCUCAAACCAUUAAUAAACCUCAAAGACAUGGCAAGCUCUUCGUACUUGUUUCAGUCAAUGCAAGCAGAACGUGCUGCAGCAAACAGCAAUAACCAGACUGGAAGAAAUGGUUUGAAACCACAUGCUUCAUUUCCAAGAUAUGGGCACCAGCCUGUAAGAACCCUCUCUAAUGGUUCACAUCCUUCUCCAUACCGCCAGUCGCCAAAGGCCAAUGACAAACAACCAUGAGCACAUAUAUUCCUGUAAGUUAUUCCGAGGAAUUGGAGAUCUUGAAUGGCGAGAAGUGUGCAGGACUGUGGUGAUCUCUGUGUUGUAUGUCUGGUGAUAAGAAGUCUGAGGGCUGCUGGGGAUAAAGGUUGAUGGAGGUGUGGGGGGACUGGAGUCAACCUUUGUUGGUUACAAGUUACCUCAAAAGAAUGACUCUGAAGAUAUUUAUAAUUUGAUGCUUCCAUUGUCUUUUGUCUUGUUAUAGUAAUUGUCAGUUGCUUGAUAUAGUCAAUUGAGUUGAAGGAGGUUUUACAGUGUUAUCAGGUUUGUUCUCGGGGCUUGAAGAGUUUGUGAAUGAUUCAGACUGAAGAAUCAUGGGGAAUGUUCCUAUUUUUCCCUAUUUCUUUUCUUUUUUCUUUUUUAAAGCCUCUCUGUAAUUUUUAUCAAGCUUAAAGUGAUAGAUCAUCGGUUAUACUUUCCUUUCUA
Phoenix dactylifera (date palm) is the source of this 2423-nucleotide messenger RNA. Its product is annotated as serine/threonine-protein kinase PBL34-like. Gene Ontology annotation, biological process: protein phosphorylation. Gene Ontology annotation, molecular function: ATP binding; protein kinase activity. Lineage: Eukaryota; Viridiplantae; Streptophyta; Magnoliopsida; Arecales; Arecaceae. The record is from RefSeq and is a predicted model, not a curated record.